AACAGGCAGCAGGCGACGACGACCUUGACGACGAGAAAAUGUACCUGUACUUGGCUUGCUUUAAUCAGAGAAAAAUUUGCAGAAGCCAUUGUCGGGAUCACGCAAAUUUCGCCCGUAGUCCGCUGAAAUGUGUUCGAAUAGUUUCCCCAUGUUAUUAAGGCAUUCGAUUUACUAGAAAAAAAAACAUGCUCAUUAUUCGUACCCGUACUUGUGAUAUUCGUAGUUGCUGGAAUGUGCAUCGCCGUCUUGGAUGAUGAAAAAUUAUGUGCGUUGCGAGUUGUGCCAGAAUUGUCAUUUAUCGUGUUCAUAAUGUAAAUAUUAUUUGUUGAAUCAUUCGUUAUUAGAGCAGUGAGAAAAUUUACUAUUAAUAGUGUGAUAGUUUAAAAGCGUUGACAAGAGUUUUGUACACGUCGACUGAGGUCUAUAUACAUCUAUAUCUAAUAAGAAAAAGUGAAGAAGCACAGAAACAGUGAAUUUAUUGAGCUAGUUUUACUAGUAAGAUGAAAAAAUUCACUUUCAAAGGCGUUUUGGAUGGUUUUCGAAGUUCUUCAGUGAAUCAGCCCUCUUCUCUUGGACCAACAAGGAUCUGCACGGAGCAAGAAAUACAAGAAACAUUACGACCAGAACAUUUUCAACUGCGCAAGACCUUUCGACAUGGAUUUCCCUACUCUCCAACAGCAUUGGCCUACGAUCCAGUACAGAAAUUGCUAGCGAUAGGUGAUAAAUCUGGUACAGUAAGAAUAUUAGGAAGGUUUGGUGUUGACGCUCACGUUAGACACGAAGGAGAAUCCGCAUGUGCUGUGAACCUAAUCGAAUUUCUUGUGAACGAAGGUAGCCUUGUAACAGCUACUGCCGAUGACACUUUACAUUUAUGGAAUUUUCACACAAAAAUACCAAAAGUAGUACAAAGUCUGAAAUUUCAAAGAGAAAGGAUCACACAAUUGCACCUACCAGUAGGCACUAAAUGGUUGUACGUAGGGACAGAAAAAGGGAACACGCACAUAGUUCAUGCUGACUCCUUUUCCUUAAGCGGAUACAUCAUCAAUUGGAAUAAGGCAAUUGAUCCGAUAAGAAAAACACAUCCUGGUGCUGUCGUACAUUUGUCUGAUAACCCAUUAGAUCCUAAUAAGCUACUAAUAGGAUUUGAAACAGGUCAAUUAGUACUGUGGGAUAUGAGAGGAAAAUGCGCAGAACUACGAUGGAUAUCACAGGAGCCUCUUUUAUCGUGUUCCUGGCAUCACGAAGGAAAACAUUUCAUCACAUCUCAUUCUGAUGGAUCUUUGUGUACGUGGCCUUUAAAACUUUCACCUAAACCUCUAGUGCAUGGUUUUCCACAUGCUAAGACAAAUAAAGAUGGAAAAAUAGAAGCAUGCAAUGCAAUUCAAAAAGUGGAAGUUAAAACAAAUAGACUUGGUGAACAAUUUACAAUAUUCUCUGGUGGCCUACCGACCGAAAAAUGUAGUAGUAAGUCUCAUUGCAUAACAGUAUUAGUUCAGGGCAAAUCAACCACAGUAUUAGAAAUGGAACAUCCGGUUAUUGACUUUUUCACGGUUUGUGAGAGUCCAUGGAGUAGUGAUUUACAGGAACCAUAUGCUGUUGCGGUCCUACUGCAAAAUGAUUUAGUAUUGAUAGAUUUGUUAACAACUGGUUAUCCAACGUUUGAAUCGCCUUAUUCUAUGGAUAUACAUGAGUCACAAGUUACUUGUUGUACAUAUUUAGCGGAUUGUCCAUCUGAUUUAGUUCCAGCCUUUUAUUCAGUGGGGAGAAGUGCGUCGAAUCGCCGGUCAGGGUACUCGGAAAGAGAAUGGCCCAUCAACGGAGGAGAAUGGCAGCCAACGUCUUGUAGUUAUUCGGAAAUAGUGCUGACUGGCCACCAGGAUGGGUCAAUCAAGUUUUGGGACUCAAGUGCUGGAACGUUACAAGUGCUUUAUAAAUUAAAAACGUCAAAAAUAUUCGAAAAAUUUAGAGUGAGAUCGAUGGACGUCAGCGACGACGAUCCGUUAUCCAUAUCGGCAAUAGCAUUAUGUGCAGAGUCGAGAAAACUAUGUAUAUCCACAAAUAGUGGGCACGUAGCGUUAUUUAAAUUUAAACGAGCGGAAAGCACAGGAGAUAUUGCCGUGCUCGAAAUUCCUAUUUCUUAUGAAAAUGCGGUGGAUAACGAUGGCAGUUCCGAAUGUGAAUUUAUUCCAAAGACACUGCCAAAGCAAACCGAUUCCGUGGAAUGCGAAAAGAAGUACAACGGAAUGCUGAAAGUGAAAAGUGGACCACAAAGGAAACCUCCAGGUUUUCAAGCUCAAUUAGUAUGCAUAACCCCUUGGACACAUGGCACUCAUCCUGGUCAAAUUACCGCACUUACCAUCAAUUCAAGUUAUGGGUUAAUGGCAUAUGGCAAUGAAUAUGGUUUGGCUGUGGUAGAUAUUGUCCAAAAAAGGUGCUUACUGAAUCUCUCCACGCAAGAGAUAUACGGUUCGUUAGAUAUGUAUAUAAAAACGCCACGAAGUCCCAAGCGGUUAGAAAGCGUCCAAUCUAAAGAAGACCAACUGAGAUCGCCAAGCAUAGACCAGCAAUCAAAUUUUCCCCAACCUGGAGACAACUGUACUCAAAGUAUGGAUAUGAUUGAUAUUGAUAGACCAGAAAUCGGAGAGGAGGCAACUGAAUGCCAACUGGUCCUUGACAACGAUUCUUUAAGGUCUCAGCGUGCAAGCAACCCAAGCCCGACUCAGGAGAGAAGUACACAGGGUGAUACCUCGGGUGUCAUACAUAUCUUAGAAGAAUCUAAUGUAACUGAACCUCCCGUGCCGCCAGUGCGCACAAAAAAACUAGCUAGAGAAAAAUCGAAAGGAAACACUAUAGUUACAAAAAAGACACUUUUAGAAUCAUUCAGCAUAUCAGAUUGGGUGCGAAAAUUUAACAAAUUGGACAACUCUUUUUCUAGAUCGAGAUCGUCGUCCAUGUCAAGUUUAGAAAACGCUAGCACGGAGGCUGUGACUUGUUUAGCAUUUGCCGAUAGUUAUAUUAAAAAAAGUGACCCAUCACUAGCACUUCCAACGAUGUGGCUUGGUACUAGUUUAGGAGCAGUUUUAACAGUGUCGUUGAGUAUACCAGACCAGGAUGCUAGGAAAUCAGAAGCCGUUCAAGCAGCUUUGGCUGGUCCGGUGUUUCGAUUGAAAGGAUCCGUUUUGUCUAUGUCGCUGUUGGACUGCAAUGGCGCACUAAUACCUUAUGCAUUUGAAUCUUGGAAAGACGAAAGCAGAGAAGGCAAAGAUAAACGUGAUAAAACUCCUACUAAACAAACCGCCAACAAGAUGAGUCCUACAAACCCGGAUAGUACGUUAUGUGACCGUCAAUUUAUAGUGAUUGCCAGUGAAAAACAGGCAGGUGUGUUCGCUCUUCCAAGCCAAAAUUGCGUGUACAAGAAAAACAUCGUGGAAACCGAUUAUGUGGUAAAAGCCGAGAUUAUAAGCAUGAAAGAUAGUGUUUGUUUAAUUUGCUACGCGUCAAAUGGUCGCUUGCUUGUGUUUACUCUGCCAAGUCUAAAGCCAUUGCUCGACAUAGAUUUCCUUCCGUUAUCCGAAUUGAGUUUUCAAACCAAAUGUAAACAGGGAAUAAUCGAUCCUAUGCUGUCUAUCUGGGGGCAGCAAUUGAUUGUCAAUGAAGACACAAAUCUCAUAUCAAAGACUUUCAGCUUUAGUAACAAAGGGCAUGGAUUGUAUUUGGUAACACCCACCGAAUUACAGAAGUUCACGGUCUGCCAGGAGUUUUGCAACCAAUACAAUGAAAUGCUCGGAGAGUUGUACGUGGCACAUGAAAUGCCGGAAGCACCGAAAGAAAGCUUUUUCAAGGGACUAUUCGGUGGCGGUAUGCGUAAUUUGGAUCGAGAAGAACUUUUUGGGGAAUCGAGCGGAAAGGCUAACAAGUCGGUGGCCAGGCACAUACCGGGUCCCAAUGCAAACUUGCAGGACCUGGACCGACGGGCAACUUCGGCAUCGUCGGAAGUGAACAGAGCUCAUCAACUUAUGCUGGAACGAGGCGACAAACUUAGUCAACUAGAGGAAAGAACUGAACGCAUGGCUAGUGAAGCGCAACAAUUUUCCAGUUCAGCGCAUCUAUUAAUGAACAAAUACAAGGAUAAAAAGUGGUACCAACUGUAAUUGUCGUAAUAUCUAUGGCAAAAGUCUAUAAAAUGGUCUUUUAGGUCCUACGUGCGUCAGUUUAGCUUUAGUCUAAAUUGUUUCAAUGUUAUUUACUGUUAUGUUAUUGAAUAAAAAGAAAUAAACAAUAAUAAAUUGUAAAAAAUCUUCCAUGGCAAUAAAAAUUAUUGCCGCCAAUAUAAUAUAAUUCACUAUUUUGCUAUUGGAAUGAUGCAGUGAACCUAAUUUGUAAGUUUUUGCAACACCGCAAAAUUCCAAUAUUAAAGAAUGAUCAUGCUGCUGCUAUUAUUAAGAAAUUGUUAUCAUGACCUUUUUGGAAGAUCAUCAAGUUAAAAGAAUUGAUCCAAAUAAGUGUGACAUUAUUAUAAUGACAGACGAUGUAAAUAAUCCAUUUUGUCGAUAAGUACUUGUAAAUAUGUUACAUACAGUAGGAAUAAAAAAAAACAUUUGAAUUUUUUAUAAAA
Messenger RNA from Armigeres subalbatus, 4615 nucleotides. RefSeq names its product syntaxin-binding protein 5 (gene Tomosyn). The transcript has 23 exons. Gene Ontology annotation, cellular component: SNARE complex; cytoplasm; plasma membrane. NCBI's taxonomy places the organism in Eukaryota, Metazoa, Arthropoda, Insecta, Diptera, Culicidae. Gene Ontology annotation, molecular function: myosin II binding; syntaxin binding; GTPase activator activity. The record is from RefSeq and is a predicted model, not a curated record. Bases 501 to 4151 code for a protein of 1216 amino acids. Gene Ontology annotation, biological process: regulation of exocytosis; regulation of protein secretion.